UUUACGGUUAAGGUCCACUCGACAAUCUCCGGUUCUUGCUUAUCACUUCACAACUAGUUUGGUAAUAACAUUAACAUGAUAACCUCACAAGACCAUCCGGCUACCACCUGGCUGCAGUGGGCCAGAGAGCAGGGUUCCUUUUGGGAGAUCGUGUCCCGCCAGGGAAAUAUUAGUAUCCCAUUCGGCCCGCGAGUGAUACACAAACAGCAUGAUACGUCCACCGACAUGGAUAGUGAAGUUGUAUCAUUCGAAACGAUGGUCUCUUCAGUCCACCUAGGAAUACUAACCGGAAUCCUGGUGAUACUUUUUCUAAGCCACAAGCUUACCCGCAUGAAGGAGGAACUAUCCGGAUCAAAAACCUUCAACUGGAUUAAGUGUCUGAACUUUUCGGACGUACGAAGGUUUUUCUUCGUGUUGAUUAUGUUCCUGGAAUUCGUAAUUCUUUCUCCUUUGUUCUUUCUAAUAUAUUUCGGAUUCAAGUGCUAUCGAUCGAUAGUAGCAUUGAUUCUCAAACACCGUCACGGGGGACACUUCAAGGGCCUCCUUGACGGAGCCGACGUCGUGUGGGCCAUCGAACGGGACAAUUCUCGUGGCAUGAUUAAUAUCAUGGCUUACAUCGAGGAACCCGUCCAAAAACUGCACCCGAAGGAGCAUCCAACCAGCGCAGAACUGCUUCUCGUGUUGAGGAAGCGAAUUUCUGCCAGAUUGCUGCGAAGCUACCAACCGCAUCCGAAAAUGUUCUGGAAACGAAACCUAGAACUUGGAUACCAUUACUGGAGUGACCGGUCGGAAUUAACAGUCGAGGAUUACAUCCGUUAUCUAGAGUAUAUUCCACUGGAUGACAACGAGCAAUACAUCGGAAUCGAUAAAUUGCGCAGCUUGUUGAGUGAAAUCAAUAAUCGCCAUUUACCGGGGAAUCACAGUUCAUCAUGGGAAAUUCUCGUGGGCAGACAGCCCUUGCUGGAUAGUGAGAGAAAAGUUUUACGAUUUCCGAUAAUUUUCCGAGUUCACCAUUCCCUGGGCGAUGGAGUAGCCUUACUACGGUUGCUGCUGGAAACUAUUGUCGAUAAAGAGGUUCCGUCUAGAUGGAAACGCCUAUCAAGUUUUAAAGUGAUGAAUAUCGAGUAUAUUCUGAGCGAACAAACACGGCAAUCCGAACCUAAGCAGAGCAUAAUCAGGAAACUGCUUCUGAAAAUUCCAUCUCCGCCGGAGUUGUAUGCUUGGAAACGUAAAAACUUGCAACUGCUUUGGACGAUUUUCACUGCACCUGCAUUUUUUCAUGAAGUAUCCCAUCGUGCAGUGGAUGAUAACUGUAUUCAUGCUAGCGAAUUACUAAACCAGAAAGUUGUCAGCUGGAUUCACGAAGAGGAAAGUAGUGAUACGCAGUGGAUAGAAGUGAUAAAACGCACUAAACAACUCGUUCCUGGAGCUAGAUUUUCCGAUGCUUUCUUAACAGCGCUAUCCAGUAGCUUACAGAGUUAUUUUGAGAGAAGCAAAACCCAAAUGCCGAAUAAUAUUACCGUAGUGCUUCCCACUAGAAUAGAAAGAGAAUCCCCACAGCUGAAGUUACAUAACCGCUUCUCCGUUGCUCUCCAAACGUUACCAAUAACCUCAGGAAUCGACUUGGAUGACCCAAACCGUCUACAGAAUCUGCUCAGUCGUUUAACCCAAAUUAAGCAGCACUCAGAUAAUCUGCGAUCUUCACCGGACUAUCUGAUCAACUAUUGGAUAAUGUCUUCGGUAGCGUGUCUUUUUCCGGAUUCUGUCUUGCGGAAGAUCCUAACUAGCGCGCACAGCACAUUGGCCAUAUCGAACCUACCGGGACCGCAGCAGAAGCCGCGAAUCAACGGACACGAACUGAAGAACCUCAGCUUCUGGAUUCCGAAUAUCGGCCAAACCGCGGUAGGCCUAACGCUGCUAACCUACGGAGGCAAGCUGCAGCUGGGCAUAUUGGCCGAUCGGGCGGUAAUCCAAAGCGAGCAGGAAGCUCACACAAUUUUGCUAGAGACUGUCAACGAAAUCGAGCGAAUGGGGAAAGUUCUCGGAGAUAUAUGAGUGUCUGAGCUAAUUUAGUGAUGAUACAUUAAGUGCAAGCUUUUGCGUACCGUAAGUUGAUAUUGUAACAAAUAAUAACAAUAAGAAAACUAUCUCGAGCUCAUUUAACCAAAAAAUGGGGCUGAUCUGUUACGUAAUUCAAGCAUGUGGUAUCAAUAUGGGACUUCAAAAUUAACCAAAAUGCAAAAACACCCUCCCAGCUGGGCUCGAGGUACACGACGCAGGUCUAACAAGCCAGUCGUCGUAAGUUCGAAUCUCGGCUGGGAGAGGGUGUUAGAGUCAAUAGGAUCGUAGCACUAGCCCCGCAAUUGUCCUGUACUCUAACGAAGUCUGUCGAAUAAAAAAUGAUGGCCAAGUUUCGAAUGCGGAAUCUAUCACCUAGGCUUUGCAUUGGAAAAACACAAAUCGAAAAACUCAAAAACUCUUUAACUCAAAACUAUUAAUU
This is a messenger RNA of Sabethes cyaneus, 2500 nucleotides long. RefSeq lists its product as uncharacterized. Gene Ontology annotation, cellular component: plasma membrane. Gene Ontology annotation, biological process: triglyceride biosynthetic process. Bases 76 to 2055 code for a protein of 659 amino acids. The record is from RefSeq and is a predicted model, not a curated record. NCBI's taxonomy places the organism in Eukaryota, Metazoa, Arthropoda, Insecta, Diptera, Culicidae. Gene Ontology annotation, molecular function: diacylglycerol O-acyltransferase activity; long-chain-alcohol O-fatty-acyltransferase activity. The transcript has 5 exons.